Messenger RNA from Drosophila navojoa, 1104 nucleotides. RefSeq lists its product as uncharacterized. The record is from RefSeq and is a predicted model, not a curated record. NCBI's taxonomy places the organism in Eukaryota, Metazoa, Arthropoda, Insecta, Diptera, Drosophilidae.
CCAGUUUGAUUGUGCCUAUUGCCAGGUGCAGUUGCGAUUCUCCGAAAAGCAUGAAACAGGCGUACUCUCUGCUCUGUGUGGUGCUCUUGACAGCCAGCCUGGCGGUGCCCAGUGCGGCACGUGGCGGCCGUGGACGCGGCGGUGGCUCAUUCGGUGGCCUCUUUGGCGGCUGGCGCAGCAAGUACGGCAGCAAGUCGUCGUCGUCCGGCGGCGGACGUCGCGUGGUCAGCGGCUCGCCAGUGCACACGGCGAUGACGGUGCCAAAGCUGCCGCCACCGCCACCGCCGCCGGUGUCGUCAAAGGUCAAACCACAUGUGGCCAGCUAUCCGCGUCAACAGCCGCCGCCACCGCCACCGCCGGGCUAUGGCUAUGCACCAGCUGCGGGCCAGGGCACGUACUAUGCCAACGCCCAGGCACUGCCCGCCGGCGCCUUCUACUACGCCCAGCCGCCCACGUCCAUGGGCAUAGGUCCAGGCACUGGUUUCCUGACUGGCCUACUGGCUGGCCGAUUGAUGGACAACGUGCUCUUCGGCCAUCACCAGCAUGUGUCGCAUGUCUACCAUCCGAAUCAAGAGGGUCAAGCAGCUUCCGGCAAUGGGCGUGAGAUCAUAAUUAUCAACAAUGGGCAGCAACAGACCGAGGGCGAAACGCAGCAGCCGCCCAAUGACUCGCUCAGCCCAGUGGACGCAGCAAAUCCACUCGAGAAUAAAGAUGAGCAGCAGGAGGGAGAGCCCAGUGAGGCAGUUACUUCCACGGCAAUGCCCGUGGCUCCCGCUGGCGGCAUCAUCUGCUUUCCCAUCAUGAUAAAUGAAACGGAUCCACAGAAUCCGGAGCUGGUGAAUGAGGUGCAGCGCGUGGUCUGCUUUCCAGCGCCGACCGCAGAUCCACAAUCCGCAGACUGUCAAAAUGAUCCCAUCUGCGUGCUGCAGCAUGGCGGCAGCACCACCAGCACAGUGCCACCGAUUGUUGCAGGCGAUAUUGGUGGUGCAGCCGAAGCCAGUGAUUCCCUGGAAUUAUCCACUCCCGCGGCGGCUGACGAUGCUCCACAAGAUUAGUCAUUAAAUUAGGCUUUAAGCAAAACUAAAAAUAAAUUUGCAAUCAAUU